This is a messenger RNA of Rhodotorula toruloides NP11, 777 nucleotides long. RefSeq lists its product as uncharacterized. Bases 1 to 777 code for a protein of 258 amino acids. The transcript is spliced from 3 exons. NCBI's taxonomy places the organism in Eukaryota, Fungi, Basidiomycota, Microbotryomycetes, Sporidiobolales, Sporidiobolaceae. The record is from RefSeq and is a predicted model, not a curated record.
AUGCCCGUCACCCGCACCUUCACCCUCGUCGCUUGCGACAGCGAGCGCUUCCAGAUUGACCCAGCGCUACUCAUCAAACACUCUUCCAUCUUUGCCGACAUGCUCUCGACCAUCCACCAGAUCUCGCCUGACACGAAGCAAGAAUGCACGCUGACAGAAGACGCCGAAACCGUCGCUGCGUUUGUCGAGGCGCUGGCUGACAAGCGCGAGCCAGACACAUCAGGCGCCUGGAUUGGAUUGUACGGCAUGGUCGACAAGUACGAUUGUCCCGAGCUGUUGCCGAUGUUGCAGCUUGGCGGGUGGUGGUGCUGCCAAGCGGAUCCGUACCUGGCAUACUCCGCUGGGAUCCUCAUGGGCGACCAGCAACUCGCUUGGGCUGCAAGUCGAUACUGCCGCAAGUACGGUCCUGGUUUCGGCGAGCCUAUCAAGCCUGGUCCGGCUUUCGCGGCUCUUCCGGCUGUUGCUCAGGCACUUCUGCUCGACCACCUUGAGGACAAGGCUGCGAUCGUCUGCCACAUCCUCUCCUGGCACAAGCUUGAUCCAAGCCACCUCUACACAUGCCACAAGCGCGGCUGCGGCGCCUCAAAGCUGUGCCAGUCGCUAACAAGCAAGAUCCUCGCGCUCCAGCCGGACGAUGUCGACCAGCUGCGAGUCUUUUUGGUCGAGACGGAAGCGCAGAAGCAGAUGUGCAAGCACUGCUGGUAUCAUGUUGGGUUGACGGUGGAUAAGGUUGAGGAGAUAUGGAAGAGGGUGCAUGAGAAGCGUUGGCGGAGGUGA